This is a messenger RNA of Drosophila grimshawi, 9027 nucleotides long. RefSeq names its product mitogen-activated protein kinase-binding protein 1 (gene Wdr62). The record is from RefSeq and is a predicted model, not a curated record. Gene Ontology annotation, cellular component: mitotic spindle. Bases 230 to 7591 code for a protein of 2453 amino acids. Gene Ontology annotation, biological process: regulation of mitotic cell cycle; mitotic spindle organization. Lineage: Eukaryota; Metazoa; Arthropoda; Insecta; Diptera; Drosophilidae. Gene Ontology annotation, molecular function: protein binding. The transcript is spliced from 20 exons.
UUAUACAACUCCUGCGCAACUAUUGCUUCCAAAUAAAGUUAAUUAUAAAUCGCCAAAUAAGUAAUCAACUACACUGAAAGGAAUUUCAGCUACCAAACUAGCGACGAUAUAAACGCUAAAUAAAAUGUGGAACUCUUAGAUAUUAAAAUAAAGCAUUUUUGCUUUUGACUAGUUUUGCAACACUGCAUUUUCCGCAAGCGAGGAGGAGGCACCGGCACCUUUGGCCACAAUGGAUAUCCCAGAUGCUGGACGCAUAAUCCGUGCGCCUGCUCGACGCAAACGCAACGAUGAACAGCUUAUGGACAGGAUAAAACUCAAAAAAGUCUUGGGCCUAACUGUUUGCAGCAAUGCGGCGUUGGAUGUGUCGCCCGUCAGCGGCCUGCUGGCCUAUCCAGCGGGAUGCACAGUGGUGCUGUUCAAUGCCAAGCGGAAUACACAGGCUUAUCUGGUCAAUACCUCCCGCAAGGGAUUCACAUGCGUGGCCUUCUCGCGAUGCGGCCGUUAUGUAGCCACAGGCGAGUGUGGCAUCAAUCCUGCCAUCAAAGUCUGGGAACUGGAGACGCCCAAUGGCAAUCUGGAUAACUGCAGCGGCGGCAACGUUGUCGCCGAGUUUGUGGAUCACAAAUAUGCCGCCACAUGUGUGGCAUUUUCGCCCAAUGGCAAGUACCUGGUCUCUGUGGGCUCGCAGCACGACAUGAUUGUCAAUGUGUACGAUUGGCGUGCCCAUCUGAAAAUGGCUUCCAACAAAAUCAGCACCAAAGUGUCCGCCGUUUGUUUCGCUGAGGAUGGCAGCUACUUUGUCACCGUGGGCAUGCGUCACGUCAAAUACUGGUACUUGGAGGGUGCACGUAAGUACAAAGAUCCGGUGCCGCUAAUGGGCCGCAGCGCCAUUCUGGGCGAUCUUCGCGACAAUGACUUCUGUGCUGUGGCCUGCGGCAAGGGCAUCUGUUCGGAGAGCACGUACGCCAUCACACGGCAGGGUCACCUGGUGGAGUUCAGCUCGAGGCGGCUGCUCGACAAGUGGGUGCAGUGCCGCACCAGCAACGCCAGCUGCAUUUGCGUCAACGAGCAAUUUAUUCUAGUUGGCUGCGCCGAGUCCAUCAUACGCAUCUUUAAUGCUGCCACUCUGGAAUACGUGACAACCCUGCCUCGAACACAUUACCUGGGCGUCGAUGUCGCCCAGGGUAUUCAGAUCAAUCACAUUAUGUCUGUGCCCCAGCAAGCCAAGUUUCCCGAUUGUAUUGCCAUGGUCUUUGACGAGCAGCGUUCCAAGGUGAGCUGCGUCUACAACGAUCACUCGCUGUACAUCUGGGAUCUGCGCGAUGUGUCGCGAGUGGGCAAGUCGCACUCAUUCCUGUAUCACUCCACGUGCAUUUGGGGCGUGGAGACUGUGCCAUAUAACGUAGAGCGCGAGCCAUCGCAGACGUUGCCCGAGGACUGUUUUGUGACAUGCUCAUCGGAUGAUACGAUACGCGUGUGGGGCCUAGACAGUUGUGCCAACAAUGAGAUAUAUCGCAAGAAUAUCUACUCCAAAGACCUACUCAAGAUCAUCUACAGCGACGACGAGUUGCAGUACAUCAAGGAUCAGGGCUCCUCGCUCUUCGACAAAACGGGCAACUCCAGCUACGAUGGACGCAACGGUGUGCGCUGCAUCAAAAUCAGUCCCGAGCUGCAGCACUUGGCCAGCGGUGAUCGCUGUGGCAACAUACGUGUCUACAGCCUGACAAAUCUCAAGUUGCUGACCACCAUCGAGGCGCAUGAGUCGGAGGUGCUGUGUCUGGAGUACUCAAAUGAUAAGAUUGAACGAAAGCUGCUCGCCAGCGCCAGUCGCGAUCGUCUCAUCCAUGUGUUCGAUGUGUCGCAGAAUUAUCUGCUGCUGCAGACCUUGGAUGAUCACAGCUCCUCGAUCACGUCCAUCAAAUUUGUGGGCGCUGGCCUCAAUUUUCAGAUGAUCAGCUGCGGGGCAGACAAGUCAAUUAUGUUUCGCAGUUUUCAGGGUAACAUUUUUAUGCGCGGCACGAACACGUCGGGAAAGACAACGCUCUACGACAUGGAGGUAGACUCGAAUGCCAAGCAUAUUUUGACCGCUUGCCAAGAUCGCAAUGUUCGUGUCUAUGGCACUCAGAAUGCGAAGCAAACGAAAACCUUUAAGGGCUCCCACUCGGAGGAGGGCAGUCUGAUCAAGUUGAGUCUGGAUCCGAGCGGCAUUUAUGUGGCCACCUCCUGCACGGAUAAGACGCUCGCCGUCUACGAUUACUACUCCAGCGAGUGCAUGGCACGCAUGUACGGCCACAGUGAGCUGGUGACGGGUCUGAAGUUCACCAACGAUUGUCGCCACCUCAUCUCGGCCAGUGGCGAUGGCUGCAUAUUCAUCUGGCAGGUGCCGCACGACAUGAUCGUCACAAUGCAGGCACGCAUGUCCCAGCAGCGACUGCGCUCCGGCAUUGCACCGCUGCAACGUCAAGUGGCGCCCAUCUCGCCACCGGAUGCCAUUGUGGUGGAGUCACCCACCAGCGAACUGGAGCACCAGCAGCUGUCGCCCAAGUUCAUAGUGCCCGAGGAGCCGCAAUCGAAUCGCAAUACCUAUCGGCUCUCGGACGUUGGCCAGCUGCCCCAGUGGGCCAUGCGCAAGGCGGCGGCGGCAAACUCGGAGAGCGGCGCCCUAUCCAUACCCACGCCACUUGUUAGCGGCUUGUCGUCUGCCACGCUGCACACGGCCUCGUCCAUGGGCAACCUGAGUUCAGCGUCCAGUCAACAGCUGGGCGUGAAGGCGCCCCGGCCACGUGGACGCUGGUCACAGCGCAGCCAGCUGGAAACGGAGGAUGUGCGCUCGAAUUCGGAGAGUCCGUUGGGCACUGUCUCCUCGGUGGGUGGUCAUAGCGCGACCAAUGUACAAACCUCUGAUUAUAAUAGCGCCUCUUCCAAGGACAUUAUGUUCAAUCAGACGUAUCUGAGCGAGGACUCGUCCAUUGACUCGGGCAUGGAGACGCGGCGCGAACUCAUGUUCAUUGGCAGCAACAACAAUGGCACCAUCUCCACCGUCUCAGCUGCCACGGCAUCCAGCAAUGGUGCCCCAGCCACCGUUGGAGUUGGUCAGCAGCGUCUCCAGCCCGAUAAGCGCAAGGUUGGACUCCGCUUCGACACACACAGUCACGAUCACGACGGCGAUGUGGAGGACAUUUCGGAUGGCGAACGCACCAGCUCAGAUCAUGGCAUGUUCUACAACAAUAUGUUGCCCAGCACGCCAACGGACUUCAAGGUGACCGCCAUGAAUGAGGAUGAGCUGCGAAAAUCGGUGCGUCGCCAAAAGUUUGAGAAAACCGGUCUUCAAUUGGCCACCGCCGGCAAUGGCAGCUCGCACACGGCAAGCACCGGAACUGGGACGGGCACAUCGGACACGGAGGACGAGGGCUCCACGCCCAGUGCGGAGAAUGCGGAACGGUCACUGGCCUCAACGUUGGGCGGCAGCUCUGAAAAUUUGCCACAGACCACGAAUAGUUUUCUGCAUGCGGCAUUGCCGGAAGGACCGGGCACGUUGCUGGAGCGUGGCACAAGCAGUCGUCGCAGCAUCAGUGCCAAGCACAAUACUGAAAAUGGAAAGGUUGUCCCAGCGCCGCCUACCAUCACAAAGUCAUACACAAGCACCAAGAAGGAGGAGCUGCUGCAGGUCAUCAACAAGGUCAAACAGCAGCUGGAGAAUGGUACGCGCAAAAAUGACAGUAAAAAGUUAAAUGUAAUUGCCGAGGUCGGCCAUAGACCGCUGCGAGGCAGCCACAGCAUUUCGGAUCUGAGUCUGGCUGGCAAUCUGGAUGGGUCUCGCAACUCGGGGCCAGCACGCUAUCAGAAGUCAGUUGAUUCCCAUGAUACUUCACAGUAUAUUAGUAGGUCCACUAACCCAUCUGUAAUGCAACAUCAACAACAACAACAACAUCUUCCUCAACCUCCAUCAAAACAACAGCAACAACAUCAGCCACAAGUCUCUGUUCAGCAAUUCUUCAACUGUGCCGCGUCCAAAUCGAAGCUGCAACAAAACUUUCAAACAAUGCGCCAAGUGCAGCAGCAUUAUCCACCCUAUCCGCAUCAUGUGGGCGUGCAUCAGAUCCACCCACCACCUGGUGUGCCCUUUGGUCACGGCAACGCCUCCUACGUCACCUCCUCGAACACAUCCAGGCAACAGCCGAAGUACGCGGCACAAACAGCGCCCCGGUUGAGCGCCGCCAAGCGCAAUCCAGCUGGCAACAAUCGUCGUACCCCAAGCAUUCUUAAGCAUUACAAAUCCUGUCCCGUUUCGCCUGUGCACGAGGAGGUGGAGUGGUCGGUGGAGUCGGAGCGUUCCAUACCCACAGAGCCAAAGCGACACUCGGUCUAUGCGGACGAUGCACGGACAAUUCUCGACAUGAUUCAUAUGGACACCGAGAAGAUGAUUGACGAGAUAACGCGCAAAUAUGGUGAUCUGGAUGAGCCAUCCAGAUAUGCUGCACUGCCCUCAUCAGCCUCAAUGCCGGCCAAUUUGCGUGCCCUGGACGGCUCCACAGGCGAUACAACGCCAACGGCGACGCCACCCCAAAGCGGACGCACCCAGUAUUAUGUUUACCGCGAGAUCUAUCAGUGCGAGCGGAAAGUCUCCCUCUCGGACAUCCUGAAGCCCGAUCAGUUUGCUGCCACUCAGCAGCAACAGCUGCAGCAGCAGCAGCAGCGCCUCGAAGAGGCACGCUUCCUGGAGACACAGCGCCAUUCCAGCGCCAGCUUCUUCCUCAGCAGCUCCGGCCAGCUGCCGCACGAGCUCAGCCAGGAGUCACUGCUAUCCGACGGCGGCAGCUACUGCAACAGCCUGGAGAGCGUGCUCUCCGACGAGAGCGACUGCAAGAGUGCCCCACUGGAGCCGCCACUCCAAGCAAUGCAGUGCCACGCCGGCAUACGCAACUUCAUAAUCCACGGCCCGGUGUCCAAGUCGUACGGCAGCAGUCCCAAUGCCUAUGGCAGCUUUGACUACUAUAUGCGCCAGAAGACUUCGGCCAGAGCGGCAGCUGCCUUCGACAGUUUCGAUGUGACCGGCUACAAUCUGCAGCCCCUGAAGCCGUUGCCCAACUCCAAGACUUAUCCACGUCUGGCCUCAGUUCCGCAACCGCAAGCAGCACCAGCUGGCGUGGAGCACAUUCCCACAAUGCGAUCCAAGAACAAGCAGUACAAUUCCGGAGUAAAUAAAAGUCUCAGCACGGACUUUGCCCAGCAGCGUCAGCAGCGCAAUUCAAAUCCCCUCUCACAGUCCCACGCCCAACCAUAUAACCAAGCCCAAGUCCAAUCCCACGCCCAUUCACACGCCCAUUCCCACUCUCAAUCUCAAUCUCAAUCUGUAUCUCAAUCGCAAUCCCGUUCCAAUGACCAGUUGAUGUUUGUGCGCAAACAAAUGCCAAAACCUCCAAUACCCGCUAAGCCCCACAAUCUGGUGUCGACGCUGACCUGCAACGUGGAGAAGAAGCAGUCGUCCUGCGUGGGCAGCUCGAGAACGGCCAGCGUUGUGCGUCAAUUCGAGCACAAUCUGCUCAAGUUUGAGCGCGAGAAGCAGCGAGCCCAGCACCGUCCGCAGGCGGCCAUGAGGAGUAGUGUUAGUAGUGGCGCCCUCGCCACGCACAGCUGCCUGAAGAAAGUGUCGCGCUUCGACACCAGGGACAGCAACAACUGGCGCGCCUCGAGUGUGAGGCAGAAGGCGCGUCCCAAGAUCAGUGUUCGCUUCAAUACCGUCUCGCAAAUCAAGUAUACGCCCAGUGCAAAGCGGGAGCGCGCCAAUCUCAACGAUGAUGGGGACAGCAACAGCAACAGCAACAGCAAUAGCAACAGCAACAACGAAAUGGAGUCGGAGCUAGAGGCUACGCUGGAUGAGCAGCAGAGUCAUGAUAUGAUGGAUGCACCCAUCGUGGGCAGUUUGCCAAGCAACUAUGGAGCCGAGCGGAGUUUUGAAAUGUUCUUUGCCGAGAAUGGGAAUGCGCCCGAGAAUCUGGAGCAUAUGCACAGCCUGAAGCUGUACACAAAGCCACAGCUGCAGGCAGUGGUGGACGAGGUGCAGCUGGAGCGAGCCAAGCACAAAAAGAACAUGGACAAUGUGGAGCGUUGCUCGGGUGCCGGCAACUCCACCAGCCACCAGUGCCAAAACAUAGCCAAGAAGAUUGACAUCAUCGAGAAGCUAAUUGGCAUGGAGGAGCGCAAAAUGGAGCAGAUACGCAUGGCGACAGAGACACGCUUGCGUCCCUUUGCCUGCAACUCGAAGCAGAAGGGUUACGUGAAGAGUCUGACUAUGAACUUUGAUAUGCUGGCCCGGGCCCAGGAUCAGCAGCAACUCGCGGAGCAGCUGUUGCCCUCCAGCGAUGCGGAUCUCUGUGCAUAUGCUCGACACAUUCGUCGGAACUGCAGCUUGCCGGAUGUGCUUGAGAGCGCUGACUUUAACUAUCACGAUAAUGGCAGCAACGAUGUCGAACUAGCCAAGGAAGUGGUUGCCGAUGACGAAGACGAUGCAGAUGAUGAUGAUGACGACGACGAUGACGCUGAUGAUGAUGAUGAUGAUGUUGCAAGCAACCAAAGACGCAUUUACCAUGAGCGCAAUGCAAAUGUGAAUGCUAAUGGCGCUAAAGAUGAUGAUCAUCAGGAGUUGAGCGUUGAGCGCCUAAAAGGUAAUCCCAAAGUGCUCAAUCCCAUACCCAUUGAGGAGUCGUCGAUUCGUCGCGCCUGCUCCCUGAGUGAUCUGCAUAUGGGCAACUUUGGCAAGCCCAGCAAGUCCAAUGGAACACCACAGAAGCCCACAGCUCAGCAUCGGAGCAGUAACAUUACCAGAUCCGCCAGCAAACGGAAUAGUCAGCAAGGCAAAUCAGGUCUGGGCGCCUCCAGCAACUCAAUGAAUGUGCUCAAUCAGGUUAGUGACUCGGAGCCGGAGGACAGCAAUCGAAUGCGCAGUGCGUCAAAUGGACAGAGUCGCAGCAAUGGACCCACGGCUGCCAAUCGACAGUACAGCAGCAAGAUAAACAACGCCAACAGCAAUCGACGCAAGACGCCAUUCAGCAGUGCAAUGCCAGAUGACUCCAGUUCGGAGGAGACGCCCAGUAUUGCUGCCAGCAAUAAACCCAUUGUGCCACCCAGGCCUCGCAAUUUGGGUUUCGAUCACAAGAACAAAAUGAACAGCAAUACUCCCAAUAAUGCGACUAAGCAGCGAGUCGGCAGCGUUGAGGACUACGAGGUUGCAGAGUCUGAGGCCCAGGUGCACAAUGUGAUCAAUAAGCUUUAUACGACCACGCAGGCGGCGAUGAAGCUGCACGCGAAUCUGAAGAACUCGUUGCUAUUACAGGAAUUGGAAAAGGCUGUGAUUAUGUCUCGUGAUAUGCUUGGAAACAUCACUCACAAUCGACAAAACGAGAAAACUCUGCCGAACAACAAUCAUAGUGGUGGAGGAGGUGAAAUCGGAGGUGGAAACAAUCGUGAACAGCAAUCAGGAACCGGCAAUCUGAACAAUGGCGACUAUCUGAUGAUGGUCAAUAACUGUGCCGAUUUAUUGAGCAACUUGCGAGUCAAGCACAAACCCGAUGAGUUUGAGAAUACCUCCUAGUGUGUAGCGACUAUAUUAGGUUAAUUAACUAAUUUCAACUAAAUGGGUUUAAACUAACUAAUAUUUAUUUAAAACAACAACAACAAACAACAAAAAACAAACAGAAAACUCAACCAUUUAACUGGAAAAUGGCAAACAACAAGACAACUACAACUACAACUAAAUUCAGCACCUACUACUAAUUUGUAAUUAAUAUUCAUUAAUAGAUAAUGUAAAGAUUUAAUUCGUUUUUAGUCAAGUUUGUAGCACUUAAGUAUUUGUUUAUUUGUGCGUGUGCAUUUUUUGUUUGGGCCCUUAUUUAUAUAAGAAUCAUAUUUGUAUAGCGUGAGUCCAAUUCUUUACGUGUUAGGGUCAAUAAGCAAUUCAUAUAUGUUAAGUGUUAUUUUAGUUAAGGGCGUAUAAAAAAAAAGACGAAAGCAAAGCCUAAAAACAGAACUGUAAAGGACGCCCAGAUUUAUGCGUCUUCUAUCUGCGUUUGCUUGUUUUUCUUUUUUUGUUUUUUUUUUUUUUUUUUUUGUUAAUGAAUUUGUCAUUCAUAUUCCAUGUAAAAGACGCAAACUCAAUAAGAUUAUCUGACAAGAAAUUGUUGUAUGAAAACUGCAUAUUCAAGUUUAUAUAAUGCGCCACUUGAGCGAUAAACAGGCAACAAAUUCAGACAAAUAUGACUUUGAAUUAUGAAGUGCUUAUAUAGAGACGUGCAUUUGAAUAAUCGCCGAUGACUUCCAAGAAUAUAAUGGUUUUUUGUUUUUUAAGAAGAACAUUUACAAUUUACAUGAAACUACUUGAAAGCACUCUGUUCUGUACAUUAAUAGUUAAUUAUUUAAUUGUAUUUACUACACUUAUAUCUAAACUUGCAACUAAAACUCGUUUAAAAUGUAUUAGACUUAAACAUAAACAAUAAACAAUAAAAUAAUGUAAAUCUAAAUACAAUUUAUGCAAACUAACUUAAUCUAGAACAAGCGAUAAUUCAAAUUAUUUAUGUCUUAUGUCACUUAUGCUACUUAUUCUAAAACUAAAACGAAAACUAAAACUAAAAGAUUACUAAUUCGAAAGCGAGUAAUACAAAAUGCAUAAUUUUUGAAAAUAAUAACAACGCUUUGAAUUUUUCUCACUUCAAUUCAAUUAACAACUAAAAUCUCAUCAAACUCCAGGCAACUUUAUGCUAAAUUCGAUUUAUCUCUCAAGUUGCUUAGUGCUUUGACUGGCCUGCAAGACGACUCCGACCUAUGCAAUAAAAAUGCUGUACACAUAAUAUGUAUGGACAAAUACAUACAUACAAUAAUGUGUAUUUUAUAUGAUGGGUAGUGGCAAAACCAAAUAAUAUCAAAUUACGUUACAAUAUACUCGAACUAAAACCAAUUAAGCAUUAAAGCAAAUUAUUAAUUGUGAGACUAUACAAAAAUAAAUAACUUGAUAUUUGGCAGUGACUUGAAAAA